Molecule: messenger RNA, 2416 nt
Organism: Ylistrum balloti
Lineage: Eukaryota; Metazoa; Mollusca; Bivalvia; Pectinida; Pectinidae
Exons: 4
Coding region: 36-809 (257 amino acids)
Biological process (GO): extrinsic apoptotic signaling pathway
Molecular function (GO): CD27 receptor binding
Source: RefSeq, a predicted model, not a curated record
CAAAAACAGACUGAGUUGUUAACGUUGUCGCCAUCAUGCCAAAAAGACGAAACCCUUUCGGUGACAGUUCUCCACUCCAGCUGAAAACACACGUGGGUCAGAAAGAACUAGCUGAUGGCAUCUCUGGGAAAGAGCAUCUCAAAGCAGUAUAUGAGAGGACGCGCCAGAUGCUUUUCAGUGGAGCUACGAAGAACAAGACAAAUGCCAUGAUAACUGAUGCUAAUGAUAACAAUAUCACUUUUCCUAGUCAGAGUCCUCCCCAAACAGUCCCUACUAUAACACUCUCGGGGCAGAUGUGUCUGACUACUGAGGGACAACUUACCAUGUCAGCUUUGUCCACACAAGAAAUGGCUGUUGACAUGGGUGUUUCACAGAUGGUGCCCAGCGCCACACACUCCGGACAGAUGUGUCUGACUCCUUGGGGACAGCUGGCCAUGGCAAACGCCUUCACACAAGAGAUGGCUGUUGACAUGGGUGUUUCUCAGAGGGUGCCUAGCAAAACACUUCCAGGACAGAUGUGUAUUGACCAGACAGGUCAACUUACCACACCUGCACCACAAGAACAAAUGUCUGUUGAUACAGAUCCUUGUCCUCCAAAGUCAUUUGAUUUCUUCAAAAUGAAUGGAAAGGGAAAAUUCCCAGGAAAGAAAACAUGUCAGUCCAACAGAUCAAAAUGUGGUUUUUGUGAGAAAAUGGUAGACAAAGUGCAACAAUGCUGUAAUUGUCAAGCUGAGUUCUGUCACCUUUGUUCAACAAGCAAUUAUGAUGAAUGCAUGGAGAGGAUAUUUUGUCUGAGUUGUAAUCCUUGACAUCCAUACCAGAAGAUGAGCGGUUUUUCUCAAUAUUUGGAGUCAUUGGAUAUUAUGUGAGCUGCCAUUUGGUAGCAUUGUUUGAUGUAUUUUCUGUUGUCUACAGACAGAAAUGCAUUAGUGCACAGACAUGUUUAAGCAAUGGAUAGACACAAAUGCACCAAACCUUUAGAAAGGUAUCUGGACCAGUGCACCGUUACUUAAUUGGUGCACCUUGUAGUACAAUAAAUGUUGGUUGUACUCAAACAGAUGAAUCCUAGAAAAAGUAUCAGAGUGACAAUGCAACCUUCAAUAGCAAAGACUUUCUUGUAAAUGCUUUUCUGGUGUUAUUCAUUUGAGAGAGGUCAGAGGUAAGAAGUCACAGAGAGGUCAGAGGUAAUAAAUCACAGAGGUCAGAAAUGAUAAGCCAGACGCCAAAUUUAUUAAAGAAUUAAAAAAUCAAGGUGUAAAUCAGUAAGUAAUAGGAGGGUCUAGAUUACAGCUUUACAAAUCUUGACUUCUGUAGGACUGGUUGUGGAAUCUUUUUUAAUAUGAUUAUCCUAUGCAGAUUCCUAACAAUGAAUCUAGUCAAGCUGAAAGCCAGUAACUUUCAUCACCAGUUUAUUGUUAUAAAUUGGAUACAACACUGCAGCUAUUUUUUAUGCCCAUGCCAUAUCAGGGUGGAGAGGAAUGUUGUCUUUCUGUUUACUUACUCUUUAACAGAUAAAUAGAAAUGUUUAGUUGUAUAAUGGUCUAGUUCUGAUUUGUUUACAGUUGAUUUACUUUUUCAAGAAAUAUGUCCUUUUAAUUUUCACAAAUAUAUAAGACCAAGAUUGAAGAACAUUGCCGGUACUUGUUUCCAUGCAAGGGUUGGACUAAAAAAAUAUCUGCCACUUCCUUAGAUAUCUUGACUCAAAUAUAUUGUUAUCACAGGGGGCAUCUCCAAAGCAUUUAAACAUGGAAACUUUUUCUUUAUCUCAAAAUGAAUUUUGUUUAACAAAGAGCACUAAACACUUUCAUAUUUCUUCUUUGAGGUUGGUGGCAGCAUUUGUGUUGCUCCCACACAUUUAAAUUAAGAUUAUUUAUGCUUAUACUAUUUUCAGUCAUUUUGAAACGUCCAUGAUUCUUUGAAAUUAAAUCAAUACAGUAGAUGCUUUAUUGAUUGUUGUGUGAACAGUUUAGAAUGAUCAUACAUUGUAGGUCAUUGUAGCUAAACAUAACACUGUUAUUUUUAUUAGAAUAAGUAAAUUCAGAAGUAUCAAAAAUUAUCUAUAUACACACAAGUCUGACCAGCUAUUUGUACACCGAUAUAUACAUUGGUAAGUUGAGUUGUAAACCUUGAUGGAUGUGAAUCAAUCAUUCAGUAAAUGUGUAAUUAAAACAUGUUAUAUACUUUAAUCUUGAAGAAAUCACAAACAUCAGCAUUAUUUGUCAUUACGAUGUUUUAAUGACACAGUGCAUACUAUAUUCUGUUGUAAUAAUAGAGUAUUUUGAACAAUUACUAUCAAACUGAAUUAGAUUUCAGAAAUAGAAUGUUUAAGUAAAUACAAUAGAAUGAUAUAAGUGAACUAUAUGGUUAUUCAAUAUCUCUAUAAAUUUGUUAUCUUUUUUUACCAAGACAUAUAUAC